GCUGAGAUUCUUUAGCUUCACUUCUUUCAACUUUCAUCAUUCCAGGGCUUUUUUUUUCUUUUUUUCUUUUAAUGGUAGAACAGACACCUAAGCGAACCUGACAUAGAUAAUACUCUUAGCUACAAUUAAAUAAGCCAGAUUAUCUCCAUCGACCAAGUUGCAACUAGUACUUCAGUGCCAAAUGAAGCUUUCUUCUACUUACCGGCCCAUACCAUGAGAGCUUCCUAGUCCCGUUCAACUGCGAUUGACGAUAUCACAACUUCGCCAUGGCGACCGGCACGAAUUCGCUGUCCGAAUAUCUCGUACAGCUGCCGGGAACGACGUUUAGGAAAUUAUACCAGCAGCCUUCUACGGCCUUCGCUAUCUUCCGGCGCAUGCUACCUCAUAUGGCAAAGACCAUUGUAAUGGCCAUACUUUACUCCCCCACACCACUCCUCGUCUCCGACCUUGAUCUUUGGGUAAAACCCACCGCGGCCCGCGAAAAAGACCAGGCUAUCGCCAUCCUCCGAUCCUUACAUAUCGUUCAGCCUCAAUCCUUAGCUCUUACAGUUAACUUCAAGAAUAGCCUACGACUUGCGUUAGAAGGCGGCGGCGAUCAUAAUUCCUUCGGUGUACCAUCUACGCAACCUAUUCCCGCCGAGGUCGACCACGCAUUUCUAGACAAGUACGCGAGGAAAAAAUGGGAUGAUAUACUUCAUUAUGUCGUUUCGGCUACCGGGAUAACCAGCGUCCAGACGGGCUCUAACGGACCUAAACAGUCGGUUAAAGACCUUCUCUUGGCUGGUCGGUUGGUUGAGCGAAGGGGUACUGAACUUGCUAUUACCCAUAUCGGGUUUUCCUUUUUGCUGCAGGAAGCAAAUGCUCAGGUCUGGGCCCUACUGCUUCUCUGGCUCGAAGCCAUCGACGUGGCCAAUGCCAAUGGGAACCAUUCCGAUAUGGAUUCCGUUGAUAUGCUCUCGUUUUUCUUCAUGUUGGCGUCUCUUGAAUUUGGGCGCGCAUAUAGCACCGACGCGCUCACCGAGAGUCGACGCAAUAUGCUGCCUACUCUUAUCGACUUCGGCCUAAUCUACAUCCCUCAGCAUAAUACACACCAGUUUUUCCCCACUCGCCUGGCUACAACUCUCACGAGUAACGAAACCGCGCUUCGCAGUAUUAGUGCCGGCUUCUCAGCAGCCACCAGCUCGACCAGCGACGAGCAAGACAAGUGCACCAUCAUCCUCGAGACCAACUUCCGAAUGUAUGCAUACGUACACUCACCGUUGCAAAUCGCCGUGUUGGCUCUCUUUUCAAACCUCAAGUUCCGGUUCAAGGGCCUCGUAUCAGGCCGUUUGACUCGUAAAUCUAUCAAAAAUGCCGUCGGCCAUGGGAUCACGGCAGAUCAGAUUGUUGCGUAUCUCUCUACGCAUGCAGACGAGCAGAUGUACCGACACGCGGCGGCAGCCAAUAAGCCCGUGUUGCCUCCCGUUGUCAUUGACCAAAUUCGCCUCUGGCAGCUCGACACCGAGCGUAUUUCCACCCGCGACGGCUACCUUUUCAAAGAAUUCGACGAGUAUAAAGAAUACAAGGCCGUGGCGGACUUUGCGGAUAACAUUGGUGUCUGCGCUUGGCGUAACGAUAAAAAGGGGAUCUUCUUCGCUACUAGGGUCGAGCAAAUCAAAGAUUUCAUGCGAUCGAGGAAGAAGGCCAACGAGGGCAAUAAUAGCUAAACAUUUAAUGGAUAAGAGAAGGAUAGGCCGAGUUAUUUACUCGUCUUGGGGGGGGGGGGGGGGGGGGG
This is a messenger RNA of Daldinia caldariorum, 1774 nucleotides long. Its product is annotated as transcription factor Tfb2. The transcript is spliced from 2 exons. Gene Ontology annotation, cellular component: transcription factor TFIIH holo complex; transcription factor TFIIH core complex. The record is from RefSeq and is a predicted model, not a curated record. Gene Ontology annotation, biological process: nucleotide-excision repair. Gene Ontology annotation, molecular function: double-stranded DNA binding; ATPase activator activity. Bases 267 to 1706 code for a protein of 479 amino acids. Lineage: Eukaryota; Fungi; Ascomycota; Sordariomycetes; Xylariales; Hypoxylaceae.